GAGUGGUCCCUCACGAUUCGGUCCUGUCAUCAACUUCAUUGCUUCGUCUGAGCUGAAGCAGUGCGCACCAUGUUUCCGCAUCUCACCGUUUUAGUGGUAGCCCUUGGUGUGGCUGUAGCCGCGCCCAAGGCUCACAAGCACCACUGGAGCUGCCACGAGUCCGGGCGCGGGGCGCGCUUCGAGGAGCAGCAUGCCGUCGGCACCUGGAUACUGUUGCGUAUGAAGACUGAGGCGACUAACGCCGUCGACAACACGCAUUGCGUGGACUUCUCGCGCGUCAAUGAGGAGGAACGAAAUGGCCUCAAACAGCUAAUCGCCCAAUAUGUGGAGAACCUGGAGUGGAAGAACAUAACCCUCAAGAUGCAGAUACCGUGCGCGCAGUCCAACGCCACCCGCCGGGCGACCUACUUCCUGGAGCGGCGGGAACACCACGGCUCCUACCGAACUCUUCAGAUGCCAGCCAAUAAUGCCAAGUUCGACCUGGCGGAGUUCCACCGCUACCCGAUGCGGCUGAAGCUACUGGAGGGCCGCUACCUACACAUGCUGGACUGCGUGGACCACGUGGCAUUCCUUAUGGGCCGCACACACAGCGUCGACGACCGGCUGCGCGCGCUGCUCGACGCCUUCUGGCCUGAUGAUGCCUCCCCCGCCAACCAACUCUAGGGAUCCUUUGGUUGUCGAUGUCCGAGUCGAAGAAACAGGCGUCAAGGCAGAUUCAC
This is a messenger RNA of Cydia amplana, 719 nucleotides long. RefSeq lists its product as uncharacterized. NCBI's taxonomy places the organism in Eukaryota, Metazoa, Arthropoda, Insecta, Lepidoptera, Tortricidae. The coding region runs from base 70 to 663 and encodes 197 amino acids. The transcript is spliced from 5 exons. The record is from RefSeq and is a predicted model, not a curated record.